Messenger RNA from Hemibagrus wyckioides, 3408 nucleotides. RefSeq names its product BOLA class I histocompatibility antigen, alpha chain BL3-7-like. The transcript has 9 exons. Gene Ontology annotation, biological process: immune response. The record is from RefSeq and is a predicted model, not a curated record. Gene Ontology annotation, cellular component: external side of plasma membrane. The coding region runs from base 555 to 1772 and encodes 405 amino acids. NCBI's taxonomy places the organism in Eukaryota, Metazoa, Chordata, Actinopteri, Siluriformes, Bagridae.
ACAAAAGCGCAGCAGGUUUUUCUGAAGGUUUAUAAAAUAUUUUGCUGUUUGCUGAAAGCUGACUUUCGUUUACUUGCCAUCAGUUUGUUGGGUGUCAAUUCUAAAAGGGAUACAGAGAUAAGAUUCCUUUUCUAAGUCUCUCCUUAAGGCUGAUGUCUGGUCUGUUGUGGGAUAUGACUCUGUGUGAUGCUUCAUCACUGCUGGAUAUGGACUGGUUUUCUCUUUAUACAAUUCAAUGCCACAUAUAUUCGCCAAACAAAAAAAAAGUUUUGCAAGAAAAUAAAGUUUUGCAAAAGAAAAUAAAGUUUUGCAAAAAAAAAAUAAAGUUUUGCAAAAAAAAAAAAAAAUAAUGCAAAAUAUAAAUGAGACGGAGCAAAAGCAAUCAUUUUGUGAUACCAUUUUUCUUUGUCCUUCACUUUUCUUUGCGUUUGACUUUCUGCCACUGUUUUGACGUGAGGGUGGAGUCAAGGUGUUGGGGCGCAGGCCAGCCUCCUUCAUCAGCUGGAGACUCAAAUCAUAACAGAUGAAGUUAACAGAACAGAGGAUCCUUAAAGAUGGAUUUAAAGAAAAAAAUCUGCAGAAUGAAGCAGAUUUCUGUCCUUCUGGAUGUCCUGUUCUUCCUCACCAUGAGUUUUCCUCAGGUUUCUGCAGUCAGACACUCUCUGCAGUAUCUCUACACUGCUGUCACACCAGGAAUUAAUUUCCCAGAGUUCACUGCUGUGGGUCUGGUGGAUGGACAGCAGUUUGUGUACUACGACAGUAACAUCAGGAAGAUGAUCCCAAAGACAGAAUGGAUAAAGAAGGUCAGUGCUGAUGAUCCAGAUUACUGGACCAGAGAGACGGAGCGUACAUUGAGUGACCAGGAGGAUCUCCAUCAUCUAUUGCACACUGUAAUGAAAAGCUUUAAUCACACUAAAGGAGUUCACAUACUCCAGAGGAUGUUCGGCUGUGAGCCCGGUGAUGAUGAUGAUGAUGAUGAUGAUGAUGAUGAUGAUGGCACCACUAGACGAUACAAUCAGUUCGGUUAUGAUGGAGAAGAUUUCAUCAGUCUGGAUCUGAAAACUGGAACCUGGACUGCAGCUACACCACAAGCUGAGAUCAUCAAGAACAAGUGGGAGUCUACAGGAUACAAGGCUCAAUACUGGAAGAACUACCUGGAGAACGAGUGUAUUGAGUGGUUAAAGAAGUUCGUGUCUUAUGGCAGAGAGACUCUGGAGAGGAAAGAUCAUCCUAAAGCAUCCGUGAUCCAGAAACACUCGCCUUCUCCAGAGGUGGUGUGUCACACUACAGGUUUCUUCCCCAAAGCAGUGAAUAUCACCUGGAGGAAGGACGGAGAGGACGUGAACGAGGACGUGGAGCUCAGAGAGACGUUACCCAACCAGGAUGGAAGCUUCCAGAAGAGAAGCAUUCUGAAAGUCCCAGCUGAGGAUCUGCAGAAACACACCUACACCUGCGUGAUUCAGCACAGCAGCUUGAAGGAGGAGUUAGUGCUGAAUGUGAUCGAGCAACAAAUCCGGGGAGAUAACAGGUACAAGUCUAGUAUGUUGGAUUGGAUCCUCAUCUUUGGUGCAGUUGUUAUUCUCUUCGCUCUCUCUGUCGCUGGAUUUGUUAUUUGGAUGAAAAGGAAGAAAGUCACACAUGUUCCAACUCAAGGCAGCCCCAGUGUCUCCUUUACCCGUUUGCCAUGGGUCUGCCAGUGCUGCCAUGGUUCUGAGGAAAUGAGAAAGAGAGAGGAGGAAAGAGAGAUGAACAUGGACCCCAUAGAUGACUAACUGAAAAGACAGCACAAGCAUUUUUACUAGUUUUGGGCUGUAGUCAGGACCACCAUUGUCCAAGUUCACGUCCAGGACUAGCCGAGAUCGAGUCGAGGACAAAGUCAAGUCUGGAACCUCAGAAAACAACACUGAGUCAAGAUCUAAAUCCACAGUUGGCUUUUGGCUUCACCAGUCAUUAGGCUGUUUUCUAGGGAAAGGUGUUACUUUGCAUCAAAGUAUGUUGAUCUGAGAAACUCGGACAAUAUGAACAUUAUUUUUAAGUCUCAGUAGAGAUGAAGAGCAUAUUCAGAGCUUAGAUCAAUGCCCAAGACUGAGACAUGUCUAAGUCAGUGCAGAAAACAUUUCAAGAGUCCUACAGCCUUAUACAAAUCAUUCAGAACCUAUUCACACCUUAAUUUCUCACAUUGUUGUUGUCAAAAGCCUACAAUCUACACUCCAUACACCAUAAUGCUAUCAGUGCAAAUUUAUUUAAGAAAAAAACAAAUCCCUGGAAUAUCACACUGAUAUAAGUAUUUAGAGCCCUUGCUAUAUGACACUUGAAAUUUAUCUCAAGUCCUUUAUAUUUCUCUAAAUCAUCUUUGAGAUGUUUCUACACUUUGAUUGGAGGUUAAAUGUGAUUUUUUAAAAUGUGAAAAUUUAAAAUGAUAGGACAUGAUUUGGAGAAGGAGCACACCUGUGUUUUGGUUUUAACAGCUGAAAAUGCACAUCAGAACAAAAACCAAGCCAUGGGGUCAAAGGAACAUCCUGCAGAGCCAAGAACCCAGACUGGACUUUAUAUCAGAGUGGUCAGACCAGAGCCUCUUCUCAGUGAGUGACGCAUGAAAGCCUGCAUGGAAUUUGACUUUUUUUUCCACUCUACCAUGAAGCCCAGAUCAGAGGUUUUGCAGUGAUGGUUGACCUUCUGCAAAUUUCUUCCAUGUCUACACAUGCGGUCACUCUGGAUCUCACCCAGAGUGGCCAUCAGGUUUGUGGUCACUUCUCUUACCCUGACCUUUCUCCACUGCUAGCUCAGUUUGCUGGUGAUCAGCUCUAGUAAGAGUCCUGUUUGUUCCACAUUUAAGCAUUAUGGAGGUCAGUGUGCUCUGGAAACUUCAGUGCAACCUCCAGUUUGAAAAGGUUCCUUGUGGUAUUUUUGUAUAUGUUGAUGCUGUAGGUCUGCAACAAGCUGAUGUCUCCACCUAUAUGAAAGCAGCAGACAGGAUAUCUAACACAUCAGUCACUCUUAUGUAUCUACACUGAACUGGGAUAGUGGCACCUUUUAAAGCAUUUUGUAUACUUUGCAUAUUUUAUUAAAAUGGUACAGUUUUGUAUUCCGUUCAUUCUUUUUUCUGUUAUAAGAAACAAAUAAAAAUUAUUUAAAAUAAGUAAGACUGCUUUGGUUCAGUGAAUAGUUUUUUAUUUAUCGAGCUGAUCUCAGUCUCACAUGUAGAUCCUCCCACUGGAGUGAACUCAAGGCCUCUGAGACAGGCUGUCCAGGCCUGAAGACUCUCCAGUCCAGCUGAUAUCACACGAGAAAAUCAGACUGCAGAUCAAUAUCAGAAUCACACACAAGGGAGAUACAUUUCUGUUUUCAGAAAAUUCAUGGUUCCCACCUCGAGACCUCAUGGUGCAGGUGGUGCAGGCGACUUGUCAC